CAACAAAUGUAAUGUUUCUGGGAUAAACAAAAAUGUUGAAAAUUUGAAUGUAUUAAAUGUAAGGAAAAUUCGAUAAAUUGUGCUAUGUACAUCAUCAUCCUUUGAUAAACGAAAAGCAAGAGCACCAAAUACCAUAAUUAAAACGGAGAGAUAUGAGAACAAGUAAUUAUGGUUAUAAUACGUUCUUAAUAUUUCUUGUAUUCCUUGAGGUUUCUUCUUCGAGUUCAACGUAUAGUUCAGUAUCCACAUCAGGAAAGCGAACUGUCUCAAUCAACGAGACGAUUGUGUCUCCUGGUAACGUUUAUGAGCUUGGAUUGUUGCCAACUGAUCUGAAUUGGUAUCUCGGGAUAUGGCACAAGGAAGAUAUUUUUAAACAAUUUAUAUGGGUAGCCAACAGAGAUAAGCCUUUCUCCAUAUCAACCGGAACACUCAAAUUCUCCGAAAACAACCUCGUUCUUUCAGAUAAGGAUAACUCUUAUGUCUGGUCGGCCAAUAUGAACAGAGGAGGCGUGAGGUCUCCAAUGGUGGCAGAGCUUCUUGACAACGGCAACUUCGUGGUGAAGGAUUCCAAUAAUGAUGAAGUUUUGUGGCAGACCUUCGAUUAUCCCACGGAUACUUUAUUACCGGAGAUGAAACUGGGAAGGGAUAAGAAAACAGGAAUCAACAAAGUCCUUACAUCAUGGCAUCCAGAUGAUCCGUCAAGAAUUGGUUACUCCUUGCAAGUCAAAAACCAAGCAGGGCUCUUUGAGCUUUUUGUACGGAAACGGAAGCAUGAAACUUGGGAGUACAUAUACCGAAGCGAUCCGUGGGAUGGAAGACGCUUUGGUGACAUGCUGCCAGAGCUUUUACAGUUAGACUACGUCAGCCCAAAUUGGACGUGGAACGUUGAAGACUCUUACUUCACGUUCCUAAUAACAGGCCAAUACAACAACUCGAGAUUGACAAUGGAUGAACAUUUACCUCAGAUAUUCACCUGGGAAUCAGAAAUAAUGAUGUGGAACUUGUCUUGGCAUCGUUCAGAUUCUUACAGAAAGUAUCAGAUAUGUGGGCCUAAUAGUUACUCUUCGAGAACGACUACGUUCUCAGUGUGUACUUGUAUUAAAGGGUUCGAUCCAGCUUUCCAUGAGAACUGGUCGUUGAGGGAUUGGCGAGGUGGGUGUGAGAGGACGACGCGACUUAACUGUACCGGAGAUCAUUUUGUACAGUUAAAGAACAUGAAGUUACCGGAUACUAAAGAUGUAACCGUAGUUAUGGAAAUUGGAAUGAAAAAUUGCGAAAAGCGGUGUCUUCGGGAUUGUGAUUGUACAGCGUACGCUUAUGUCACUAUCCUUAAAGGACAUGCAGGUUGUGUCAUGUGGACCGGAGCACUCAACGACUUCCAAAACUACAGUGUCGGCGGUCGAGACCUGUAUGUCAAAGUGGCUGCUGCGAUAGAUCACGGGGAUGAGACGAAUCAGACGAUUACGACCAAAAAUACAAAAAAUAAGGGUAUGGGCCGCACGUUGGAGGUUACAGUCAUCAUUAUUAUCGGAGUCGUGGUAGUGGCACUGGCUACAUUCGCCACCUACUACUAUUGGAAACAGCACAAUCGUCGAACCAUAAUAACUCAUGGAGGACCAAGCAAGACAAUGAUUAUGAACGAGAUAGCCCGACAAACCAGAUGUGAAUUCAUGAAUUUCGUACAUGUUGCUGAAGCAACAAAUGAUUUCUCUGAAGCCAAUAAGCUUGGAGAAGGUGGUUUCGGUGUGGUUUACAAGGGAACACUGCCUAACGGAAAUACGGUGGCGGUGAAAAGAUUGGCAAUAACAUCAUCACAAGAUAUAUUCAGCUUUGGGGUCACGCUUCUUGAAAUUGUUACUGGAAAACGCAAUAUUGAGUAUUGCAAUUAUUAUCGCGGUGAUAGUCUUCUUGACUACGUAUGGAGGCACUUUGAUGAGGGGAACAUUUUACAUGUUGUUGAUCCGAACUUUGUAGACUCGUCAUUGGUAGAAGAAGAGUUAUGGAGAACUAUACAAGUGGGUCUACUGUGCGUACAAAAUGAUGAAGACGACAGACCACGCACAGAAUCCGUCGCUUAAAUGCUGUCAACCUCGAAAAUGGAAAUACCUCUACCAAAGAAACCUAAUUACUUCUACGCUAGAUUAAUUCGUGGUGAGAUUGCCUCCUCAUCGUCGGUCACUGAGUCUACAUCCAUAAAUCAAAUUACCUUAU
Molecule: messenger RNA, 2211 nt
Organism: Arabidopsis arenosa
Lineage: Eukaryota; Viridiplantae; Streptophyta; Magnoliopsida; Brassicales; Brassicaceae
Source: the annotation of a GenBank genome assembly